UCUCCCUCUCUCUCUCCCUCAUUCCUUUCUUGACCAGAUGGUGAAGAAGAAGAGUUGGCUCCUCUGCUUCUUCCUCCACUUCCAUCUCUUCUGCUCUUCUCUUGCCAAUGGAGGCAUCCUAGGUGGAAUCAUUACUCAAUCUCCCCCUGGCUUCUCUAGUUCCAGGCUCUACGAUGCGUACUUGGCUCUGCAGGCAUGGAAGUCUGCAAUCACAAGAGACCCAUUUGGCAUCACAGCAACAUGGGUAGGCCCAAACGUCUGUUCUUACAAGGGAAUCUUCUGCUCAGACUCGCUGGACAUGGUCUCCGGUCCGGUGGUUGCCAGCAUUGAUCUCAACCAUGGCUACCUUGAGGGCUCCUUGGUGAAGGAGCUCUCGUACCUCCCAGACCUCUCAAUCCUUCACCUCAACUCCAACAGGUUCUCUGGCGCCGUUCCCGACUCGUUCUCUGCGUUGGUCUAUUUGUCAGAGCUUGAUCUCAGCAACAACCUGUUAUCAGGACCAUUUCCGGCCGUCAUUCUGCGUUUGCCAAGCUUGAUCUACUUGGAUUUGAGGUACAACCAAUUCAAUGGCGGGAUUCCUGAUGAACUAUUUGGUAUGAAUCUCGAUGCAAUCUUUCUGAACAACAAUGAGUUUGAAGGUCAGAUACCAAUGAGUUUAGGGAACUCCCCUGCUUCUGUCAUCACCUUGGCGAAUAACAAGUUCAGUGGGAACCUACCAACAAGUUUUGGUUACGUCGGUUCCAGGCUAAAAGAGAUUCUGUUUAUGAACAACCAGCUAACCGGGUGCAUACCCGAAGGAGUCGGAUUUUUGUCGCAGAUGAUGGUCUUAGACUUGAGCUACAAUUCGCUCAGUGGGGAGCUUCCUGACUCUCUCACUUGUUUGUCAGGGAUCGAGGUGUUCAAUAUCGCUCACAACGAGUUCUCUGGAAUACUUCCUGAUAUACUCUGCUCACUGAGCAGCUUGGCUAAUCUGACUGUUGCCUACAACUUCUUCUCUGGAAUUAGUAACCAAUGCUCGAGGUUGGUGAUCAAGAAUGUGGGGUUCGAUCUAUCUGGGAACUGCAUUCCAGGGAGAAUGAUGCAGAGGCCUGAGCCUGAGUGUUCUGGUUUUCAGGGAGGGCUGAACUGCAUCAGGAUUCCUUCUCCCAAGCCUUUCCUUUGCAGGCCUUUGUUGGAGGAGCCAGCAAUGAAUUUGGUCUCCAACUUCCUGCCACCCAGCUUUCCUUCUCCAUGAAAGCACAACGAAGCAGUUGUCUUCUGGUAAAAAGAAAGCGUUUUUUUUUUCCUCUUCCUCUUCACUGCUUUGUACUAUUAAUGAUUUAUUGUUUCUGAUUGGUGAACUUAACUAAAUAGAUGUAACAGUGGAAAAUCUGUAACUAUUUCUACAAA
This is a messenger RNA of Nymphaea colorata (pocket water lily), 1389 nucleotides long. Its product is annotated as leucine-rich repeat extensin-like protein 6. Gene Ontology annotation, molecular function: protein binding. The record is from RefSeq and is a predicted model, not a curated record. Bases 38 to 1234 code for a protein of 398 amino acids. The transcript has a single exon. NCBI's taxonomy places the organism in Eukaryota, Viridiplantae, Streptophyta, Magnoliopsida, Nymphaeales, Nymphaeaceae.